CCCUCUCUUCCUUCAAACGAAACAAACCCCAAAAAUCAAAAAGCUGUGAGCUCUCCUUCUAUUGAAGCCACUUUGGAAGAGAGCAUCGACUAGUUGGGAAGAUUUCUAGUAGCGAGCUUCUUCUUCACUUCGCGAGUUAUGGGAGACAGCGAGGCCAUGGUUGCCGAAGGAUAUACUUCUGCUGCAUAUGGAGGUUAUAAUGCUUCUUCUGCCACUGAGGAAUCGACAGGGCAAGAGACUGCACCGAAUGUUGAUCCAUCACACCCGGUCAAUAAUGAUGCUUUGGUCAAUGGGACUGGCCAUGGAGUUGAAACUGUGCCAGCUGAGAAUGGAAGUGUAACAGAUAAUGUGGCUGUAACAGCUCCAGCAGCGGAGCAUGGAGACAAUCUUGGCUCUACUCUCUCACCAGAAGAGGAGCGCUUGUGGAAUAUUGUAAGGGCUAAUUCCUUAGAGUUCAAUGCUUGGACUGCCCUGAUUGAAGAGACGGAGAGGAUAGCUCAGGACAUUAUAGCAAAAAUCCGAAAGGUGUAUGAUGCUUUCCUAGCUGAAUUUCCUUUGUGUUAUGGCUAUUGGAAAAAGUAUGCGGAUCAUGAGGCUCGAGUUGGGGCAAUGGACAAGGUGGUGGAGGUUUAUGAAAGAGCAGUGCAGGGAGUGACUUAUUCAGUGGACAUCUGGUUGCAUUAUUGCACUUUCGCCAUCAACACAUAUGGAGAUCCAGACACGAUCAGAAGGCUUUUUGAACGGGCUCUGGUUUACGUUGGAACUGAUUUUCUUUCCUCUCUAUUGUGGGACAAAUACAUCGAGUACGAGUACAUGCAGCAGGACUGGAGCCGACUUGCGAUGAUAUAUACCAGAAUAUUGGAGAAUCCAAUUCAAAAUCUUGAUAGAUAUUUCGGCAGUUUUAAGGAACUAGCUGAGACACGGCCUCUAUCGGAACUCAGGAGUGCUGAGGAAGCUGCAGCAGCAACUGCUGGUGUUGAUACUUCUGAAAGUGCACCAUCUGAGUCUGGUGGAAAGGCAGAUGAAGGACAAUCCCAAGCUGAUAGUUCUACCGAAAAAUCCCCUAAACUGGAAAGUGCUGGUUCAACUGAUCCUGAGGAGUUGAAGACAUACGUUGGCAUCAGAGAAGCCAUGUAUAUCAAAGCAAAAGAGUUUGAAUCCAAAAUAAUUGGCUUUGAAAUGGCUAUAAGGAGGCCCUAUUUCCAUGUGCGGCCUCUCAAUGUCGCUGAGCUGGAGAACUGGCACAAUUAUCUGGACUUCAUAGAAAAGGAUGGAGAUUUCAAUAAGUUAAGUAGUAUCUGGUGCAUCAUAUGCUUGAUUGGGUUUCCAUUGGAUCAAGCAACUUUUAAAUGGGAAAUAACUGAGACCAAAGCAUGGGGCUCGAUUUGUUCCAAUGUUAUUAAUGCAGGUGUCUUCCUAACAAUCUGUCUGUCAGGCAUGGAGGGUCCCUCUGUGGUCAAGCUUUAUGAAAGAUGUGUGGUUGCCUGCGCAAAUUACCCAGAAUACUGGAUUCGAUAUGUAUUAAAGAUGAAAGCAAGUGGAAGUACGGACCUUGCAGAUAAUGCCCUCGCUCGAGCAACUCAAGUCUUUGUCAAGAAACAACCAGAGAUUCACCUUUUUGCUGCUCGAUUGAAAGAGCAGAAUGGGGAUAUAGCUGGUGCAAGAGCUGCAUACCAAUUAGUGCACUCUGAAAUUUCAUCUGGACUUCUUGAAGCAGUAAUCAAACAUGCGAACAUGGAGAACCGACUAGGUAAUCUGGAUGAUGCUUUCACUUUGUAUGAGCAAGUAAUUGCUGUUGAAAAGGGGAAAGAACAUUCCCCAUUACUGCCACUGCUGUAUGCUCAGUAUUCAAGGUUUUCAUACUUGAUUUCCAGGGAUGCUGAGAAAGCUAGGAGGAUUUUAGUCGAAGCACUUGACCAUGUACAACCAUCAAAACUUUUCAUGGAAGCACUAAUUCAUUUUGAGACAAUUCAGCCACCACCAAGACAGAUUGAUUACCUUGAGCCACUUGUCGAAAAAAUUAUCAAGCCAGAUGUUGAUUCCCAAAACAUUGCAAGUGCCACUGAGAGGGAAGAGCUAUCUUUAAUAUAUAUAGAGUUCUUGGGUCUUUAUGGAGAUGUGAAGUCCAUAGAGAAAGCAGAAGAUCAACAUGCGCAACUGUUUUUACCUCGUCGGAGCACAUCAGAGCUGAAAAAGCGUAGCGCAGAUGAUUUUCUCUCAUCAGAUAGGACAAAAAUGGCGAAAACAUACAAUGGCACUCCACCUGCUCAGCCAGUAUCCAAUGCAUAUCCAAAUACUCAGACUCAAUGGUCUGGUGGUUAUGCUGCGCAGCCUCAGACUUGGCCACCAACACAAGCUGCUCCUGCUCAACCGCAGCAAUGGAACCCUACUUACGGUCAACAGGCUGCUUAUGGUGCAUAUGGGGGAUAUCCCGCCGGCUAUACCGCCCCACAAGCACCACCACCUGUGCCACAGGCUGCUGCUUAUGGUGCAUAUCCUGCUCAGACAUACCCAACUCAGAGCUAUGCACCUCCAGUUGCAGCUGCAGCACCAGUGGCUGCGCCGGUGCAGCAACCUGCUGCUGCUGCUCCACAAGCUUACUACAAUGCGUACUACUGAACUGAUUCACUGUUGCGGGUCGUUUUUGUAGCGAGAUUUAUAACCAUUUGCUUUACCUACUCAAAUUUUAGUGUCUGAAUGUUUACUCGUCUCUCUUUUCUCGAUCAGUGACAACAGAAUUUUACAUUUCUUCAGUUGCGUGAUCCGUAAAGGUUCUCGGGUGUAGCUGGUUAUCAUUACAGAUUGUAACCAGAGAAUUAGAAUUGAUGAGCCGGUUAGUGCGGUUAAAUUACCUUAAGUU
This is a messenger RNA of Capsella rubella, 2860 nucleotides long. Its product is annotated as pre-mRNA-processing factor 39. Gene Ontology annotation, biological process: RNA processing; mRNA 5'-splice site recognition. The record is from RefSeq and is a predicted model, not a curated record. The coding region runs from base 139 to 2619 and encodes 826 amino acids. Gene Ontology annotation, cellular component: commitment complex; U2-type prespliceosome; U1 snRNP. Lineage: Eukaryota; Viridiplantae; Streptophyta; Magnoliopsida; Brassicales; Brassicaceae. The transcript has 15 exons. Gene Ontology annotation, molecular function: protein binding.